GCCACCGAUCUCCCUCGCGCAUUACGGCUUAGCCUCGAACAAGAAGACAAUGACAGCAUCACGGGAAUACUGCUGAAAUACAUAGGCCACAAUAAGCAAAGUGGCCUCGGCUCUUUUAGUGGUCUUAAUCUAGGUGCUCUUAAACCUAGUUGGCUCUUCCCAACUUUGACUGGAACCACAUUCGUUGCUCCCGUGUCUGUUGAGGGGAAGAAUAUGGCCCUAAAGGUUCAGAGCUGCAAGGAGAAGCGCCGUCAGCGUCAACUGGUGAAGGAGUCCAUCCCCCAGGAUGCAGCCAGCCCCCAGCUUCAGCUGAGGUACACCUUCUCCCGUGGUCACCUGAUGCAGCAGAUGAAGAACCCAAACCCUGGACUUGUUUUGCCGACGCCAAAGAAGGCGCAUUCACACCCAGGUCUCUCUGAGAAGGAGAGGUGUGGGUCGUAUGAUGCUCUGGAUGGUGCGACGCCCAGGAGGAAGUCUGGAAUGCAGAUAAUGAAAGAACUGUUAUUCAAGUCCAGCUCUCAAGAUGACAAUUCGUAUGAUGCCCUUCAAGUUAACAAGAGCCAACAAAGCAACAAAUGGAGAAGGAAAACCCUGGCCACCAGCAGUUUCAGGGAGCCCAGCCCCACACCAGAGAGUCAAGACCGAAGAAGAAGUUCCCUGGUCACCAUAGCGGUAGAUGAACCAGACAAUUCUAAAGUGAAGCCUCCAAAGUCCCCAAGCUUCUCUUUUCAAAAAGAAGAGUUUGAAGAGUGGAAGAAAGGAAGUGUAUCUGGUGCUAAUACACCUUUCUCACGUUUUGACCCUCGCUUGACCCCCGAGGCUGAGAGCAAGGACUGUCUCUUAGAAGAAAUUCCAUGGACAAGUAAAUUUGGAAGACAAGGGACGGAUAUCACCAAGAAAAUUGCAUCUCCUCUAAAACGUCCAAGCUUGCCUGUCACUCCAUCUCGGAAGAUAACCCGACCCUUGAAAAGAGUGAAGUCCAACAUUGAGAAAGGCACUCCAGGUUCCCCAUACUUAUUGUCUGUUGAGGAUUACCUUCUACCAGUACCAAAAAUAGUGAUAACCCGUAAACCUGCUGACAUGGUCGAUACUCCCCCCUCGAUUUCUCUUGAGGAUCUACUUCUACCACGAAGAAAGUUCACCAAUGAACCUGGUCCCAUCAUCGAUAUUUCCUCCUUGAUUUCAACCACCAAAAAUGUGUCAUUUUCCCAUGUUGAACAGUUUGAGAGCAUCCUAGAAAGCAGUUUGGAGUGCUCAGAGAGUUCUAUUCCAUCUGGGUCUAAUUCCAACAUUCCAGAAAUGCCACGGAAACGCAGCCUCACCGAAGGUAACCUCCCAGGAAUGGUGUGUCACCAGCAGGAUCUGGUCUCCCUCGAUGUCUCGUCCAACCGCAUAGGUAGCCUGAGUGACCUCAUGGACAAGUCACUUCUUGUCCACUUUCAAGCCAUCCAGAAACUAGACCUAAGUCAGAACCAUCUACAAAAUGUCCCUGAUGAGCUUUUUGAGUAUCUGCCAAAACUGGAAGAGCUUUACUUGAGGUACAACUUCAUCACUACUUUCCCUGCUCAGGCACUGGCAUGUAAAGGGCUCAAGAUUAUGGACCUCUCCUUCAAUCAUAUAGAAGAUAUCAGCAAGCCUCCAGCCACCACGUCGUUCUCCAUUCACCACUUCAACAUAUCUCAGAACCGCCUGGGCUCCAUCCCUGACUGGAUCAGUGAUAACAUGCCAGGACUGACAGAGCUGGAUAUCAAGGGAAACAAGAUCACCAAGUUACCUGACCGUCCACUUCUGCUGAAGAAGCUGCACACAUUGGACAUAGCUCAGAAUUACUUGACCGAGAUACCAGAGCAGUUCCUGGAGGAGUUCAAUGCACUGGAGAAAUUAGAUGCCUCCUGUAAUGAACUUGAAAAAUUGCCCUCGCCCCAGGUGGCAAAAACCUUGCCAAAGCUUCAAACACUAAAGCUUAGUCGCAACAGACUGGGUCAGGAAGAGGCCCCCUAUAUCCCAAAGUUCAUCCUACAUCUAGAGAGGUUGGAAAGCCUAGACCUGAGCCACAAUGAUCUGACUGACAUUCCAACACCCAAAAACUGGAAGACCCCAAACUUGAGGGAAUUUUUCCUAGGAAAUAAUAAGAUAGAAAAGUUAAACCUAGGUGGAGAAGAGGCUAGACUCUGGUCUGGGUUAGAAAGACUAGAGAUCAACCACAAUGAACUGAGUGAGGUUCCCAAAGAGAUAGGUCUCCUGUCGUCUUUGACAUCUUUAGAUAUUGGUCACAACUCAAUACUUACUUUGCCAGAUGAGAUGGGAAGACUUAACAAACUUUGGGAGUUAAGAUAUGAUAGACUGGAGCUAGAUUUGCCCCAAGCCAUACUGAAGGGGAGAACCAGGGACCUUAUUGUCUACCUGUCUGAGAGACUGAGAAAUGCCUCAGAGCACUAUCGUAUGAAGAUGAUGGUGGUGGGAUAUGCGGGGCGAGGGAAGUCCACGUUGAUACGGACUCUGAUGAAAUUACCCCAACCAGACAAGAGUAUAGCUACAGUGGGGGUACAGGUGAAAGACUGGGAACUGCGCACAGGCCGUAGAAAGCCACCACACUACACACUGAGUACAUGGGACUUUGCUGGUCAAGAAGAAUUCUACAACACCCAUCAGUGUUUUCUGUCCAACCGGUCACUCUAUCUGGUGGUCUACAACCUACAGAUCGGCCCCUCUGAGGUGGAAACUUUGAGACCAUGGCUCCUGAACAUCAAAGCCAGAGCUCCCCAUAGCCCUGUUAUCAUAGUGGGAACACACAAAGAUGGCCUUGCCAAAGAUGAAAGAGAGCAAAAAAUCAAAGAGAUGCGAAGUCUGAUUUCUGAGCUGUGCUGCAAACCAGGCUUUCCUGAUGUAAAAGCUGUGAUAGAAUUGAACUGUUGCUAUGAGAGCAGUGACAUAGAGCGACUGCGGGACAAGAUAAAGGAGGCAGUGGAAGGGUUUAAGAUCAAAGGUCAGCCAGUGAUGGGACAGAAGAUUCCAGAAAGUUUCAUUAAACUUGAAGAACUGGUAUCUUAUGAAGCCAAGGCACGUGCAACAUUGCCCGUCAUCAAAGCUCAGACACUUCGCAAGAUCAUCAAAGAUGCCAAUCUUGACCUGGAUAAUGAGGAAUUAAAACAGGCUGUUCGUUUCCUGCAUGAGUCUGGCGUGAUGCUGCACUACGAGGAUGCCUCUCAACAACUAGAGAACUUUUAUUUCCUGGACCCCCAGUGGCUGGGGCGCAUGAUGGCACAGGUCAUCACUGUGAGGGAGAUCAACCCUUUCAUUGACGAGAAGGGGAUCCUGCGUAAAACAGAUAUUAAUUUGCUCUUCAAUGGAAAGAGGUUUGAAAAGUUCAACUUUCCAACAAGCUUGAUACCCCAGUACCUGCGACUCUUGGAGAAGUUUGAAAUCAUCUUACCACGUGGCAACGAUGAAUUCCUGAUUCCAUGUCGUCUGCCAGCAAAGAAACCACCAAUCAGCUUCCCAGGAUUGAGUGAUGUCGUGGACAGCAAUGGCAACAGGAAGCCAAUACAGAUUCAGCGCCAGUACGAGAUGCCGUACAUUCCACUUGGGUUCUGGUCCAGGCUAAUAGCAAGACUUGUAGUGUUCAUUCCAAAAAUGUCUGCUAAUAAUCCAGACUCUGGGGUUGUCCCUGAGACAGUGUACUGGAUAGAAGGCAUAUGUGUCUACUGGUCAGAGCUAUUGUAUUUUAUGAUUGAGCCAUUCUGUAGAGAUGGGCACGAGGUGGUGGUUAUUACUGUGCCUCUCAGCAAGAUGGGGACAAGUGUGCUGGGACACAUAGUGGACCACAUUGACACUCUGAUAGAGGAGUGGUACCCUGGUCUCACAGAGAAGUCUCCCACUGGAUUAGAGCUGGUACAGAGAAUAGUACCCUGCUCACAGUGCAUAGGUCCAUCUAUCCACCAUUUUGUCCUGGAUGACCUGGUCAGUCAGUCGGAGCUGGACGCAUCAAUGAACUGCCCCAACUGUGGGCCAGUGCCCCUGAGUAGACUGGCUCCAGAUGUGAUAUUUGCGGACUUGGAAGAUCAUUUUCAAAUUGACCCACAGAGCUUUUUCUUUAACAAAAGCCCAGAGUACUUACUUGGUGAUGGUGGGUUUGGGUCAGUGUACAGAGCCAAAUACAAGAAUAAGGAGGUCGCUGUGAAGGUGUUCAAUGCUGUAGGAGAUAUUCAUCCACAUAAGAUGAUGAGACAAGAGGUGACUAUAAUCCGUGAGCUGAACCACCCAAGUCUGAUAUCCAUGGUAGCAGUGGGGGUCAACCCCAGGGCUAUUCUGUUGGAGGUGGCCCCCUUGGGAUCUCUUGGAUCAUUGCUAAAAACAAGAACUCUGGGCAGAGCGGAACAACAAAGAAUUGCUAUGCAGGUGGCUGAGGGAAUGGCCUAUCUCCAUCAUAAUAUGAUUAUCUACAGAGACAUGAAGCCAGAGAACAUCCUCAUCUUUAACCUGGCUUUGGGACCCAAUGUAGUGAUCAAUGCCAAGAUAUCUGACUACGGAAUCUCCAGGUUCGCAGCACCCUGUGGACUGAGGGCUUCUGAGGGUACCCCGGGAUACAGGGCGCCUGAGGUGAUCAGAGGGGAAGUGUACGGGGCACAGGCUGACAUGUAUUCAUUUGGAAUGACCCUGUAUGAGCUGGUCACUAAUGGCAGACAUCCUUAUGAUGACUUAUCAUUCAGAAACCAGCUAGAUGAGGCAGUGCUGAUGAAGCGGCCAAUCAACCCCAUCACAACCAAGCUAGACCCUAUGACAGGGAGGCCAUGCUGCCAGCCAUGGCCAGACAUGCAAGAUGUUAUAUAUCUCUGCCUCAAGUAUGUGCCAGAGGAGAGACCUACCGCAGCAGAAAUCCAUGAGAAACUGGAGCGCUGUGACUUGCUGAGUCUCAGAAACUUUCUGCCAAUUUCAAAGAACAUGACAGUAGAAUGUAUGACACUUAGGCAUGAUGGUGAUGGGAUGGAGUUGUGGGUAGGCAGUGGAGGCAGUGAGGACUGUGCUCAGCUCUCCUGGGUCAGCCUAACAGAAAACGAUCCCAAGAUCCUGGAUCUGACUCUGAGUUUACAAGGGAAGUUUCAUCCAGACAGCCGUAUUCUCUGCCUAACGACCAUUGGCAGCAGCUGUGUUUUGAUUGGUUGUCUCUCUGGCCAUAUAUGGGUAUAUGAUGCCUAUACACGGGAACACAAGCAUAAGUUGCCUAGGUUACCGGAUUCUGUGCUGUGCAUGCACUUUCAUCAAAACCAGUCUGGAGAUGCCCAAGUCUAUGUGGGCUUGGCCAGUGGGCAGCUCGCUAUAUUUGAUGCAAACAAUGUCCUCACUGAUGCAUUUGCGGAACCAUCAUACACGCUUAGAUUUGGAGAAUCCUCUGAACCUAUCCGUUGCAUCGUACCCCACACUCAAUCCAAGACACUCUAUAUUGGGUGUGGGAGCAAGAUUGUCAUGCUUCUUCCUGACACCUGGAGGGAUAUUCCACAAGAAAUAGACACAGCAACAGAGCAGUCCCGGGGUAUCAUCUGUGCCAUGGUAGUGUCCAGAAAGUACCUCUACCUGGCUAAGAUGCAGGAGGCCACUGUGGAGGCAUGGGACCUCAAUAAGCAAGUUCUCAAACAUACCAUUGACAUUUACAAAACUGUCAGUGAGUUUGACCCAUCUAUGAAGUUGUCCCGAGGCGACUGUCGUGUGACGUCGUUGCUGUUACAGAACACGCACACUCUGUGGGUAGGGACAGGGGAGGGGUUACUCGUGAUACUGGACACCAACUCCUUACGACCAUGCGCUGUGCUGAAACGCCACCGCACUGCUGUCAGAUGCAUGAUUAAUGUCAUACUGAAGAGUCAGAGGGGUACAUCCUGUGUGGUGACUGGUGGUUUUGGGUUCCAUACAUUCCGAGAGGAGUUUGAAACUGCUCAGGAUGAGAAGACCUAUGGCUAUAUAGCAAUGUGGGAUGGAGGGUUGGACCAACAUGCCAGACAGCUGCAGGAGUAUCAAAAACGACGCCACGGGGGCUUCAUGGACGCCGACUCCAUGUCUGUUCACUCCGACUCUUUCUCUGUACUAAAAGAACAGCAGGACUGGAGGUGAAAUAAAAUUAUUUACCAAUGACAUAAGUGACAGACAAUCUGAAAUGAAAUAAUUCAGUGUUUCAGAAAAGAAACUGGUGAUUUAGAAUGGAUGGAUCUCCUCUGGUAAAGUCUGCAGGAUCUGAAGUCUAGCUUCAAUCAGAAUCAUAUCAUAAAACAAAGGGGACCUGUCAUUUAAGUGCACAGAAUAUACAGAUAGCAUUGCCUUGUUUACUUGUAGAUGUACAUUUUGAACAAUCAGAUGUCUCAUUUGUAUACCCAUGAGGUGAAAAUUCAGAGGCCAUGUUUGUUCACUGGGUCACAUUACCCAACAGACUACCCAUACAUUAAUAUCUAGAUACAGACAAUGAAUUUAAAAAAAAAUGAAAUCAUUGGAGGUGAUGAUGUGAUACCAUAUGGUCAAAUUUAUUCAGAGACAGAGCAGGCAUAAUUCGUGGAACUGAAGUUAUCAUAAUAUAUAGUGAACAAUUUGAUACCUUGUUAAGUGUAUCUUUUGCAUGUCUUUUUGUUUCAAAUCUGUGAAAAGAUGGUGUAUAUACAGUUUUGUAUCAUAUUGUAUUUUACAUUUUAACAAAUUAGUAGCAUUUUCAGUGAGGUGCACUUAAUAUUUUGAAAAAAAGGCCCAAAGACUUGAUAUGGUCUAAUGGGAUCAAUGUGUGCUUGUAACAUGGGUUAGUAUACCUCAAAGAAGGCAAAACUUACAAGGAAAAGUUCAAAGUGACUGCAACUUACAGGACAGAAAAUAUUCUAUUACUUCAUGGCUGUUCUAAAUGUUAUUAUAGACAUUCCCUUAUUAGCAAAGGCCUUAUAUAUUUUCUUUACUUUGUUCAACUUACAGUUCAUAUUAGUGAUAUAACUAGUUUUCACUUAAUUUUGAGAAAGACGUUUAUCAGGGGUGCACUAAACAAUCAUUUUUGUUAAGAUGCAGUGGUUAAAAUAGCUUUUGCUGGUGACAUUGUCAAAAUAAACAUUCCAUGUUAUAUACAAUAUUCAACAAUCAUAAUGUGAUAGAUCUAUGUGUUCCCAAUUUAUAACUUUUCUCUUAGAUAUAGAUAUUGAUUUGUACAGUUCUCUUAUAUAACCUAAUCAAAAUUUUGUAUACUGCUUUAUGUACUGUGCAAGUUGAUGUAACUGCCUAGAAAAGUAUGCAUCUUCAGAUUUAUUUCAAUUUAUAAAAUGUUUGUAAAUAUAUUUGUUUAAUUCUUAGUAUGUUGUUUGCAUACUUAACUUAUUUCCUGUAAGAUAUAAUUAUUGUACCUGUAUUUUCCUUUGACUGAUAUAAGACAUCACACUCAAAUAAUAUGUAUAAUUGUAAAUUUGUUUUUGACAU
Molecule: messenger RNA, 7434 nt
Organism: Lingula anatina
Lineage: Eukaryota; Metazoa; Brachiopoda; Lingulata; Lingulida; Lingulidae
Product: leucine-rich repeat serine/threonine-protein kinase 2-like
Biological process (GO): protein phosphorylation
Molecular function (GO): protein binding; protein kinase activity; ATP binding
Source: RefSeq, a predicted model, not a curated record